GUCCUGUACUCGGAUACAUGGUUCCAUUCCCUUGACACGUGAUGAUUUCAAGUCCGAUGUCGUUCACAAGCUUUCAGAUUAUCGUAAAAGUUUGAGAUGUCCAACUAGAGUAUUGAUAGAUCUUUCAAUUUUUCUCCAUCGUUUCCAAUAUGCCGAAGAUUGCGAAGAUAGAAUACUUUCGAGUGCCUCCAAGAUGGCUCUUCGUCAAGAUAACGGAUGAUGCGGGGUUGAUUGGUUGGGGAGAAGCGUCCCUGGAAGGUCAUACCCAAGCUGUGGAAGGAUGCUUAGAUGCCUAUAUUGAACGAUAUACUGGUAUGGACGCGGAUAAUAUAGAACAUAUAUGGCAAACGACCUGGAGAAUAGGCUUUUACAGGGGUGGACCUGUAUUUAUGAGCGCUCUCGCUGGUAUUGAUAUUGCAUUAUGGGACAUGAAAGCUCGAAGAAUGGGAGUUCCGAUCUACCAAUUGCUUGGUGGAAAAGUCCGCGACAAGAUCAAAGUUUAUGCUUGGAUCGGUGGAGAUCGACCUGGAGAUGUUGCAAACCAAGCCAAAGCGAGGAAAGCUCAAGGUUUCACUGCAGUCAAGAUGAACGGGACAGAAGAUAUGGGCUGGCUUGACUCUCCUUCAGCAUUGGAUGAUUGCGUAGAAAGACUCAAAGCUGUCAAAGCUCUUGGCAUGGAUGCCGGAAUUGACUUCCACGGACGUGUUCACAAGCCCAUGGCAAAGCAACUUGCAAGAGCUCUAGAGCCUCAUCGUCCUAUGUUCAUUGAAGAACCAUUGUUGUCAGAGCAUGUUGAAGGUAUCAAAGCGCUAUCUCAACAAACAAGUAUACCAAUUGCUCUCGGAGAACGAUUACAUAGUCGAUGGGAUGUUCGUCCGUUCCUCGAAGCUGGAGCCGUGGACAUUUUGCAACCAGAUAUCAGCCACUGCGGAGGUAUUUCAGAAAUGAAACGGAUAGCAGCCAUGGCCGAGACGUAUGAUGUGGCUCUUGCCCCUCAUUGCCCUCUCGGACCAAUUGCAUUAGCAGCGAAUGUCCAAGUUGCGGCAGCUACACCCAAUUUUGUGAUCCAAGAGAUGAGUCUUGGUAUUCACUACAACGUUGGAGGGCAAGACUUGACCAGUUAUACACACAAUCCCGAGGUUUGGAAUGUAGAGAACGGAUACAUCAAGCUCAUGGCAGGUCCGGGACUCGGGAUCGAGAUUGACGAAGAGCAAGUCCGAAGAUUUUCUGAGGGAGCAAAACCAUGGGUGAGCCCUGGAUUCAUAGGACCUGGUGGGGAAGUGAGAGAGUGGUGAACGCGAUUUGCUAUUUGGCUUCACCAAAAGGCUUGAGACAGUUUUUGAUGUUGUGCACUGCACAACUCUAAGCUGUCUCACUAGCUUUGCAUAGAACUUAGAUCAAGAACCAUCUGAUAGAAUAUGACUAGCAUGAUAUGGAUUAUGC
Messenger RNA from Mollisia scopiformis, 1443 nucleotides. Its product is annotated as mandelate racemase/muconate lactonizing protein-like protein. The record is from RefSeq and is a predicted model, not a curated record. Bases 150 to 1295 code for a protein of 381 amino acids. The transcript has 4 exons. Gene Ontology annotation, molecular function: galactonate dehydratase activity. Gene Ontology annotation, biological process: D-galactonate catabolic process. NCBI's taxonomy places the organism in Eukaryota, Fungi, Ascomycota, Leotiomycetes, Helotiales, Mollisiaceae.